Molecule: messenger RNA, 1193 nt
Organism: Dermatophagoides farinae (American house dust mite)
Lineage: Eukaryota; Metazoa; Arthropoda; Arachnida; Sarcoptiformes; Pyroglyphidae
Source: RefSeq, a predicted model, not a curated record
UCUCUCUUUUCUCUGGUUUCCAUGUUACCAUUUUUUUCUAUUCACUUGUUAUCAUUUGUAAUGAAUAUCGCCCAUAUGAUAAUGUAACAUUGAUAAACAGCGGCGUCAUCAUCAUCAUCAUUAUCAUCAUCAUCGAUGGUCGUUUUUUUUCUUUGUGUAUACAACAAUUAAUCAUUCUAUUUUCAUGCUGUUAUUCCAUCGUUGUCACUUUUUCUGUGAGAACAAAAAAAACGCAGAAACAGAAACUUUGAACCAUUUUUUUUAGUGUGUUUUAAAUCAACCGAUAUACGUCAAAAUAUAGAUGACAACAACAACGCCAUUUAGUGUGUGAUUCAUUCAUUCAUUCAAAUUUUCAUUUUUUUCUCGAUUGAAAUUUUGAACAAUCGACAAAUCCAUCGACCUUUGUAGCAUCAAUAAAGCAUCAAAAAUGAACGUAUUUCAAACAAUUGUUGGAACAUUAAAACCAGAACCACAACAGCAACAAGAACAAAAUGGUAGUAAUCAAGAUACACCAUGGCUUAUAACAAGCGCAGCACGUGCUGUUGGAUCAAUCGCCGGUGUUGUAAGCAUAUUAUGUGGUUCAUUUUUGAUAUUGGACAUUUUAAAUGUACAUUGCAUAUUUAGCGGCGCACUAUUGAUCAUCGAAGGCUUUCUAAUGAUAUUGACCGAAGCACCAUGUUGUUGUGUAUUUUUUGAAUUUGCCUAUAUGCCAUCGACAUUGAUGAAUAAACGUCCACCAUGGAUCAAGGCUACCAUUUAUUUAUUCUUUGCAGCCAUACCUUUUUUCUGGUGUACAGGUGUUAGUACAUUUUUUUCAUCCGGUCUGAUUAUGGCAACCAGUGCACUAUAUCUUUUAAUGGCAUUGGGUAAAAAAGCGAAUCGUGAAGAAAUGAUGGCUAAAUCAUCACAGGCUGGAUCAUCAUCAUCUAAUAAUAAUGGCAAUCGAUCAAUACCAACGGCGCCUACAUCAAUUCUGGUGCAGAAUGAAGAGGUUCCAUUACCAAGUGGACCUGGUUUUGGUGGUGUUGUUGGUGGUGGUAAGAAUCAAGUUUUGUACUGAAAACAAAUGAAUCAAGAAUAAUUCAAAAAAAAAAAAUCAACAACAUUUCACCACAACCAUAAUUAUAUCAUCAUCAUCAUUCAAGGCCAGAUCAGGUGUGUGAUGAAAUCAUCGUCAUCAUCAUCAUUUUUUU